AUGGAUGAGCAUGAUCACGUAGAGCCUGCUGGGGCUUCAGAACCGACUCAGUUUGUUCUUGAAUUGGAAGAUGGUGCUGGUUUUGAGAAAAAUCAAGAAUUUCGAUCGAAAGAGGCGUUGCGAGUAUUGGUUGACAGAGCUUCGUAUAAGGGAUGUUUUGAAGUCAAAACAGUGAAGUCUGAUCAUGGGCGACUCAUUCUUAAAUGCCGUCAAGCUGAACAUGGUUGUUCAUGGUAUGUACAUGCUGUAAGAAUGAAGGAUUCAACUUACUUCAGCCUUAGAGUAUACAGGAAAAUGCAUAGUUGCUCUCGGGUCCUUACCAGCACAAUUGAGAAUAAAAGAAAAGGUACUCCACAAGUUGUAGCAGAUGUUUUGCGUGCAUCGUAUCCAGGUGUAGUGGACACACCGGCUCCUAGAAGUAUUGUGAAGGUUGUUCAAAAUGAAGCUCAUGUGAAUGUGUCCUACUCUACUGCCUUGAGAGGAAAAAAACUGGCGAUUAGUCAAGUGAGGGGUAGUCCGGAAGAAAGCUUUCAAAGAUUGCAUUCUUAUCUGUGUGUGUUGAAGCUGGUGAACCCCGGUACAGUGACGAGCGUGAAAGUGGAUGCUAAUAAUAACUUCAAGUAUCUUUUUGUUGCUUUGGGUGCCAGCAUUGAAGGCUUUAGUUCAAUGAGGAAAGUCAUAGUGGUGGAUGCGAAUUUUCUUAAUAAUGUUUAUGAUGGUAUGCUAGUAUUUGCCACGGCUCAGGAUCCUAAUCAUCACCAUUACCCUAUUGCAAUGGGUGUAAUCGAUAGUGAAAAAGACUCUAGUUGGAGGUGA
This is a messenger RNA of Eutrema salsugineum, 816 nucleotides long. RefSeq lists its product as uncharacterized. NCBI's taxonomy places the organism in Eukaryota, Viridiplantae, Streptophyta, Magnoliopsida, Brassicales, Brassicaceae. The record is from RefSeq and is a predicted model, not a curated record. The transcript has a single exon. Bases 1 to 816 code for a protein of 271 amino acids.